AUGAUCUUCGAACGUUUUACGCUAACUUGCUAUCAAGAUGAUGUCUUCUUCGACGAGAACCUGUACAACGUGGAAUCAGUUCGAUCGUCAAAUGAGCAAUGUGACAAUAUCGCCGCCCUGAGAUACGUUGCCGCCGUUUGUCCGACAGUGCAAGCAGUUGUUAAGCUGGAUGAUGAUGUCGCAUGGAAUAUCCAGGGCACAAAAUCGGUCGUAGAUGAAUCCAUAAAAGAUGGGCGUAUCCGUUGUAUGAAGCAUGUCACAGAAGAAGAGUACAGCGGAGAAUAUUUCCCGCCGCAUUGCCUUGGAUUCGCUUACGUGAUGCCACGAAAGGCUUUUUGGUUCAUACUCGAGGCUACUAGUGAGGAACGGUUUCUCUGGAUAGCAUCAGCAAAGUGGUUAAGUGGUCCCCGGUACGACACAGUCCUGACGCAGGCAGAUGGAGUAGUAGCCACGGAGCUCCAAGCCACCCCGUGA
Molecule: messenger RNA, 474 nt
Organism: Cooperia oncophora
Lineage: Eukaryota; Metazoa; Nematoda; Chromadorea; Rhabditida; Trichostrongylidae
Source: the annotation of a GenBank genome assembly